Molecule: messenger RNA, 751 nt
Organism: Paramecium pentaurelia
Lineage: Eukaryota; Ciliophora; Oligohymenophorea; Peniculida; Parameciidae
Source: the annotation of a GenBank genome assembly
AUGUUAGAGAAGUCAUAAAAAUAGAUUCAAAAUAAAAAUGAAGAUGUAAAUACAAAAAAUGAAAUUAUAAAGAAAAACUUGAAUUAGAAAAGAUAAAAAUAAAAUAAUCCUGCUGAAUAAUUCGAGCCAAUAGAAACAAUAUUGGAUUCUGCAUUUUAUAAGGUGGAUGUUAUUGAAUUGGCCUAAAAAUUAAUUGGUAAGAUUAUAGUAAGAUAACUUCCAUAGGGAGAAGUAAGAGCUUUAAUUGUUGAAGCAGAAGCCUAUAAAGGUAAAUUAGAUAAUAAAGCAAGCACCUGAGGAUAAAGCCUGUCAUGCAUAUAAUAAUAAAAAGACUGAGAGAACAUAAUAUUUUUGGCAAGAUGGUGGACAUUUGUAUAUCUAUUCAAUUUAUGGAAAUAAUUAUUGUUUGAAUAUCACAGCUGCUACAAAAAAUGAUCCUCAAGCUGUUCUUAUUAGAGCGAUUUAACCUUUAAAGUUUGAAAUUGUUCAAGAUAUAAGAAAGAUAAAAUCAUUUAAAUUGUAAGAAUUAUCUAAUGGUCCAGGAAAAUGUGGAGAAUGUUUAUAGCUUAACAAAAGUCAUAAUGGAUUAAAUUUAUGUGAUAAGAAUAGUGGAAUGUAUCUAAUUGAUAAUUAAAUAAAAUAUGAGAUUGGAAUUUCUAGUCGAAUAAAUAUUGAUUAUGCAGAAGAAUAUAAAGAUAAACCUUGGAGAUUUUAUAUUAAAAAUAAUAGUUUUGUUUCGAAAAAAGGAUGA